UUUGUAUUUAUUCCUUUUUUACUUUUUUUUGGUCCCAUUCCCCCCAGUAAACCUGAGCCAGUUCCAGUUUGAGGACCUGUGAUCAGCAAUAUAAUGCGGAAGCCAAGCCCUCAGAAAGGAGUUCUACCAUGUAAAUAUCAGAAAUGAUUCUUGGAAUCCCUUUUUGCUUGUUAAGAAUAUUCAUCCCCCUUCUCUCUCCUGCUUCUUCACUGCUUAGAGGAAAGGGAUGGAUAAAACAAUAGACUGGAAAGAUGGCAAAAAGCACAAGUACGGGCGCCUGUCAGACUCUCCCUCUCAGUACCAAGGUCACUUUGUCUGGGAUAAAUACUUGAAAGAGACAUGUUCCAUCCCAGCCCCUUCUCAUUGCUUCAAGCAGUCCUACACCCCACCCACCAAUGAAUUCAAGAUCAGCAUGAAGCUCGAGGCCCAGGAUCCCAGGAACACCACUUCCACUUGCAUCGCCACUGUGGUAGGGCUGACGGGAGUCCGUCUGCGACUACGCCUGGAUGGGAGCGACAAUAAGAAUGACUUCUGGCGUCUGGUGGAUUCUGCAGAAAUCCAGCCCAUCGGGAACUGUGAGAAGGAUGGAGGGAUGCUGCAGCCCCCACUGGGUUUUCGGCUGAAUGCUUCAUCUUGGCCCAUGUUUCUCCUUAAAACUCUGAAUGGAGCAGAAAUGGCUCCUGUUCGGAUUUUCCAUAAGGAGCCCCCAUCUCCAUCCCAGAACUUCUUCAAGAUAGGAAUGAAACUGGAGGCUGUGGACAGGAAAAACCCUCAUUUCAUUUGCCCAGCAACCAUCGGUGAGGUGCGGGGUUCUGAGGUCCUCAUCACUUUCGAUGGCUGGAGGGGUGCCUUUGACUACUGGUGCCGCUAUGACUCACGAGAUAUCUUUCCCGUGGGCUGGUGCUCAAUGACUGGAGACAACUUGCAGCCACCUGGGACAAAAGUGGUGAUUCCCAAGAGCCCAUUCCCUGUCCCCGAUGUGAUCUCUGACAAGAGCAGUAUGCACAGCAGUACAAAGACCAUGCUGGACCACCAGCCUGGGCAGAGGGGUCGCAAACCUGGUCGGAAACGAGGCCGGACACCGAAGGCUCUGACCACCCAUCCCAUCUCUGCUCCCUCAAAGUCAGUGGAACCUUUGAAAUUUCCUAAAAAGAGGGGACCAAAGCCCGGCAGUAAGAGGAAGCCUCGAACUUUGCUGAAUCCAGCCCCCACCUCCCCUACAACCAGCACUCCUGAACCUGAUACGAGUACAGUGCCCCAAGAUGCAGCAACAAUCCCCAGCUCUGCCAUGCAAGCCCCUACAGUUUGUAUCUACUUGAAUAAGAACGGGGGCACUGGGCCUCACCUGGACAAAAAGAAAGUCCAGCAGUUACCAGACCACUUUGGGCCAGCUCGAGCAUCCGUGGUUCUCCAACAGGCAGUUCAGGCUUGCAUCGACUGUGCUUAUCACCAGAAAACGGUCUUCUCGUUCCUGAAGCAAGGCCACGGAGGCGAGAUCAUUUCAGCUGUGUUCGAUCACGAGCAGCACACCCUGAACUUGCCAGCCGUCAACAGCAUCACGUACGUCCUCCGCUUCCUCGGGAAGCUCUGCCACAACCUCCGCAGUGACAACCUCUUCGGCAACCAGCCGUUCACGCAGCACCACAUGCAGCACUCCCGCGAGUACGACCACGACAGGUACCUACCAGACAGAAGCAUUUCGUUAGAUGGCUCUCUGCAGGGACCAGGCCGGGGUACAAAGAGAUAUUUCCAAGAUUCCCCUCCAUACAGUGCUCCUCUUUCCCCCAAGUUAUCAAAGAAUGACCGUCACCCUUUGGAAGGGGAAACGUUUAUCCUGGGCGAUGGGCUGCCAAGUGCCUUGGAACCUCGCCUGGACCCAUUAGACUCCGCCUUGAAUGCUGUCAACGCGUCCAGUCCCAGCAGGACCUCCAGGGACUAUCGGCUGCAGGGGUACAGGCACCUACACCAGCCUUCCAGCCUCACGCAGUGCGGCCCCUCUGCUUUGCACAGGCUUAGCACUGGGGGCUCAGACAGAUACCUCGGACCCCGAGAUACCUCACGUGUGUGCUCCCGGGACCCAUCCACCUGGACAGUGGAAGAUGUCAUGCAGUUUGUGAGAGAAGCUGACCCUCAGCUCGGGCCCCACGCUGACCUCUUCCGAAAACACGAGAUCGACGGCAAGGCCCUGCUCCUGCUGCGCAGCGACAUGAUGAUGAAGUACAUGGGCCUGAAACUGGGGCCAGCGUUGAAGCUCACCUACCACAUCGACAAGUUAAAGCAGGGCAAGUUCUGAGCGACAGAGAGGCCCACCUUCAGUAUUCUCGCCUCCCCCUCGUGAGCAGGUAUGACUCGCCUGCGUUCCUCAGCCACCGUCUCAUGGAGCGAGGAGGACUCCACCUGCACCAUCUUUGCCAGUGAGAAGAGGAAAGUGCUCCUGAACAGCCCUACCCAAGGGAUAGAGGCUCUCUCUGCUGGCAUCCAGCAACUCACAGCUUACCUAACUUCAGCAACAAAGACGCUUUCCGUUGUGUGGAUGGGGACUCCAGGGGAUCUCACCAGAGCUGAGCUCAUGUUGGCUUUGACCCAUCUCCUUUGCCAGAUACAUCCUGCAGCUUGCCGUCCUUUUGCCACCCCUCUUUGAUAAGUCUCCGUCACACCAGAAGGAGAGCACGGUUUUGAACUCAGAGCUGCCCGGGCCAGGAGUUUUCUCCCCUGCCCCCUUUUUAAAAAACUUUUCGUGCCAUACAGGACAGACUGACAGUCUGCAGUGAGUCAGCUCAGACAUAAAACGAACCGCUGCUGCUAGCCGGAUUGUUCACUCCACUGGGUAUGUGGGCAGGGAGGGUAGAAGGCAACAAAGAUCUCCCUUCAGUUGGUGCUGGAACUUGCUUUCUGCCCUCAAGAGCUCAAGCGAACAGUAUUCCCACGUUGCUGGUGCGAAGGCAGAAAGCAUUAAUAUUUAUUUGGAAUAAGGAAGGGAAGAUAAUUGGGUGUGCCGCAGUGGAUCUGCAUUUGUGUUGCAAAGAACCAUCCCUCCCUUUUGAAGCUCACCAAGUGAGCCAAGAACAGCGGGGUGGGAAGAAAUCGUGGCUUUUUACUCAGAUGUCAUGGGGGAGAGACAACCAAGCAGACAGACUUCUUUUCUGUGUGUCUCCUUCCCUCCAUCCCAAGCCUGAAAUGUUUUCGUACUUACACUUGAAGUAGCCGCAGCAAAAUGGUUCUCACUCUACAUCGGUACCAACUUCUCCCGUUAACUUUGUCAGAGCCCUUUAUGCUUCCCUGACCAUUCAUGGGAGGGGGAAGACCACACAGAUGUGAAACCGGCAGGGGAGGGGAGGGGGGGCCUUGCCCAAACUCAGGCGGGGGACAUGAAUUGUUUUGUAUGUAUGUGUUCUGGGGAGGUGGGAGGGAUGGUUAAUGUAUUUAUUUUCAUGGCACUUGAGCGGUGGGCUGUCCUUGCCCCUUAGCAGAGAGCUUCUGCCACUCGCAAAACAAGAACGGGAAAGAGGGUUAAGCUGAAGCUUUGCUCCGAUUCCUCCGCAGCCUCUUCCUGGGCUGUCAGAAAGCAGAAGGAAGCUGUGUUUCAGUUGUCUGUGGCUCUCGUCCCUUUGGAAGGCUGCCGCAGAGAUCCUGCAGCCAUCAGGUGUGGGAAGUGUGCUCAGAGGCUGAAGCGCCUCCCAGGGCCCUGCCACCUCUCCCGUGGAUGGUUCUUCCCCUUCCCCUCCAGGCGCUCUUGGAACUGUCCCAGCAGCGAAGACUGAAGACAGAGUGGGGGGGAGUCGAGGGGAGGGAAGCCUCCACUACGAAGCAAUGAAAAUUCAUUGGCAAUAAAGCCAGUCUGCAGGGAAGGAGUGAGAACUCACAAACUGCGCAAGGGCAUGGCUGGCAUGGUCCUCUUUUGGAGGUGGGGAGGGGAGUUGCCUGGCUGCAGGACACCAUUUUGGGUGCACACUGCCUCCUGCAGGUAGCAGGGAAAGCCCUGCCAAUAAGUCUCUUUUUUUUCCUGCACUUAUUCUGUUGAUUUGUUUAUAAAUAAAGGGGGAAAAGUA
Molecule: messenger RNA, 4049 nt
Organism: Heteronotia binoei (common prickly gecko)
Lineage: Eukaryota; Metazoa; Chordata; Lepidosauria; Squamata; Gekkonidae
Gene: SCMH1
Product: Scm polycomb group protein homolog 1
Exons: 15
Coding region: 227-2293 (688 amino acids)
Biological process (GO): regulation of DNA-templated transcription
Cellular component (GO): nucleus
Molecular function (GO): protein binding
Source: RefSeq, a predicted model, not a curated record